Molecule: messenger RNA, 2068 nt
Organism: Sorex araneus (European shrew)
Lineage: Eukaryota; Metazoa; Chordata; Mammalia; Eulipotyphla; Soricidae
Gene: DRC10
Product: IQ motif containing D
Exons: 4
Coding region: 49-1512 (487 amino acids)
Molecular function (GO): protein binding
Source: RefSeq, a predicted model, not a curated record
CCUCGGGCAGCUGGCCUCCCUUCGCCACCCCCCGGGCCAGCUCAGGAGAUGGCGCUGGAGGGCCUCUCGGUGUCGCCCCUCUACCAGAGCCCCGACCUCAACAAAAUGAGGCUGAUGGCCGAGCCCACCAAGAAGCCGGCCGCCUUCCUCAAGUACCUGACGCCCUCCAAGACCAAACUCAGCAGCAUCGAGGCCAAGAGGAUCAUGUCGGUCCUGGACGAGACCAUCCAGAAGGUGGAGUGGGUGACGCUGCUGCCGGACACGGCGUCCGGCGCGGACCCGCUCGAGGGGCUGCUGGAGGACCACGUCCUGCAGGCGCUGCGGCAGCACGGGGGUCUCUGCCAGGACCUGCUGGCCAGCCUCCACUCCCCCGGGACCCGAGAAGGGCUGGCAGAGCCGGGCGGGGCCCGGGACCGGCUGUUCCACGAGCACUUCCUCUCGGAGGAGCUGCGGCGGGCCCAGCUGCCCUCGCCGCGGGACCGGGUCAAGGACUCCACCAGGAACGUCUUGCGGCUCCUGCUCACCCACCCCCGGGCCGCCGCCAGCCUGCUGCGGACGCAGGCGCAGCGGCGGAGCCCGGCCGCCCAGCGCUUCGUGGACGCCCUGAAGGAGCUGCGCGGGUUCCUCUUCGAGAAGCUCCUCACCAGCCCCAUGGAGAUACGGGAAAAGACCCAGUUCAUCCAGAACAUCAACAAGCAGAACCGGAGGAACGAGGAAGUCAUCAACGGGCUGGAGAAGGAGCUGGCCGGCAGCAUGAAGACGAGGGAUGCGGAACUGGAGAAGGAGAACUUCGUGAUCCAGGAGCUGAAGAACCACCUGCACCAGGUGCUCCGGCUGUCGGAGAACAGCCUCCUGCGCACGCGGCAGGAGGCGGAGAAGCAGCAGAAGCUGGACUACCGCUCCUCGCAGGCGCGCCUGGCCAAGACGCAGCAGGAGCUGCUGCUGCUGCGCGCGCAGCUCAACAACCUGGUGGCCGAGAACCAGGAGGCGGAGCAGGCGCUGCGGAAGAAAAAAUACAAAGUGGAGACAGAAAUCGAGAACUGGAUUCAGAAGUACGACAUGGAGAUGGAGGAGAAGCAGGAGGAGUACGAGGAGCUGGACAGCAUCCACCAGGAGGAGAAGAUCCAGCUGCAGGAGCUGAAGGAGCGGCACGAGGUGCUGGCGGAGGAGUUCCUGCAGAUCCAGCGCGAGCGCGAGGUCAGCUCCAGGAAGAAGCUGGAGGCCGAGCAGGAGCUGCUGCGCAUGGUGCGGGCGGCCACGCUCAUCCAGGCCGUGUGGAAGGGCUACCUGGUCCGCUCCCUGCUCAAGUCCCGGAGGAAGAAGCGGGCCAAGGCCAAGUCCAAGGAGGACAUCAAGGGCAGAGGCAAGAAGACCAAGAAGGCGUCAAGCCUCAAGGAGCUGGCCCCCGAGGACGCGGGCCUGGAGGACCCGGGCGAGGAGGACCGGGAGGACGAGCGGGAGGAGGAGCAGGGCAGGGGCCCGGGGAAGAGCGGCAGCAGGGGCAAGAAGUGAGCCCCGGUGCCCACACCCCUCCCAGCCCCCCAUUUCCCAGAACCCAGCAACAGGGGCCUGGGGACGCCUUGCUUUAACCACCGUUCAGAAUCAACAAGCAUGUUCGGGGGGCUGGAAAGAUGGGACCACCACGGGGCGGGCACUUGCCUUGUACGUGGCCGACCCUCGUUCGAUCCCCAGAACCCCAGAGGGCCGCCCUGAGCCCCACCAGGAGUGACUCCCACAGGGCCAGGAGUAACCCCUGAGCGCUACCAGGUGUGACAUAAAACACAAAAUAAAAGCCCCCAAAACCUAACAAUUAAAAGCAAAUUCAACUACGUUGAAUACAGAAAGCUCAUUUCACCCAGGGGUGCUGGCUUCGGGUGGAGGCCGCGCUGAUGAGCCUCCUUUUGGAGAAGGGUGACCCGCAGACCCCCCACUGUGCGUGGACCUCUCCGGCCGUGGCCCGUGCCCCACCUGGCAAAGGCAGGUCGCUGUUCUGUUGAAAAGCUGGGAAAGCUGAUGUGCUUCCCAGCCCGCAACCUGGGGUCAGGCCCACGGGCCGGGGGUGCCGGCU